GCAUUAGGUGAAGAAGUGGCGCAAGACUUGGUCAUUCUCUCCCUUCCAUCGUUAUCACUCUCAACAUGGGAUGCUGCUAUGGAUGACUUUCAUAUCGUCGGCGAUGUCUAUGUCUUUCCUGGCCUCCUCUACCCACAAGCCUUUCUCGAUCUCCUUCGCCCAACGUCCAUCUCGCCAGCAACCGCUGAUGAAAUCCUCCUCACACAAGGUUCUCCUCUGCCUGCAGACGAUGCAAUAGAGGACGAAACGUCUACGGCAAAGAUGAAAAGCUUGGACACCAGCCCGAUCUCUCGCUUGGGACUCUCUCGCGACAACGUGCUCGGCAUCGCCGAUCUCACCGCCUCGGCGGCUACCCUUGCUGACCCGGAUCCGUCUGAGGUCGCUGCCAAGCUCGUUCCCUGGCUUGCUGAUCCGGUCGUUAUCUACUACCGCAAGUCUGUCCUUCGCUCCCUUGGUAUCUGGCCAGAGUCGAUAGCUAUCGACUCGUUUGCUAAGCUCAUGGAUCUUGCCGCCAGUGCACUGAGGUCUGGCUAUGUUCCGUUCUCCUUGCCUCCGGACACGCUGCUUCACAGGGCGCCCCUCCUUUGGUUCGACUACAUCAACGUGCGGCUGAACGGCCCCAAGGCGCACAUCUCUCUCAGGCACUCCCUCAACGCUACCAACGAGGAAUGGAUCAACCGCGCCCUCGUUGUCCUGGCCGACCUCAUCGACCGCGAGUACAUCAGCGUUGCCCAAGGCUCGUUUGACACGUUUCUCACCGGGUCUUCGCUCAUGUGCCUCACUACAUACUCGUCGCGCUUGCUCAUGCCAACCAGCAUCGUCGACGACCUUGGCAUUCUUCGGUUUCCAGACUUUGAUGCCACAGCAACGGCUGCGUUCCCACUGCUGAAUACGCUCAAUGUGGAAGACUCAGCUCUUCGUGAACGAGGCGAAAUCGUUUUUGGCUUCUCGCUUGGUGCGUCGCAAUAUCCAGGCACCGAGCAGAAGACCAUCAACACACUUGCCACGCUUGCAAACCCGGCGUUUUUCGGCCGCUAUAUCAAUGCCUCGUCUGGUACACCCGUCUUUGUCCCGCUUGACCCUUCGAUCGACUUUGCAGCCAUGACGUCUGAUCCGCUGGCGCUUGCAGCUCAUGCGCCGCUUGCAGAAGCCAUCGUGCUUGGUUCAUCAGCAGUGGACCGCAUCGGCGGCUCUGCGACAGGCCUAUCGGAGCUCUCCCGCGUCUGGUCUGAACUGCUGGUCAACUGGAUGUUUGCAGUGCCACCGACUUCGUUGUUUGACAUGUCGUGGAUGGCAUCACCAGUGCUCGUCUCGUCGUUGCAGUUCCACGCUCGGCACGCUGCUGCGAUGGGGAGGAGCUGGGGGGAGGCGGUUCCGCGGCUUGUCGCCGACAUCGAUGCUGCGCAUCUACUCCACGUCUACCUCACAACCUCUCGAGUGGCGUUUUACCCUCCGGGUGGUACGUACACCAACGCGUCGCUCGUGGUUACACUUGAGGUCGACACAGUCAAUGCCACUAUCUUCUACACCCUCGAUGGAUCUGAGCCGUCGUCGUCGAGCCGCAAGUACGUGGCACCACUCGUUCUCGACACCUUCCCGCACCACACCAUCCGUGCAUUUGCCACUUCGAACGUUCUUCAGCGCUCCCCGCUUUCAGAAGCCUCGUUUCACCUUGCUGCCAUUCGGCAGACCGUGGUCAUGGGCCGCGGCGCUGGCGAGACUGACGUCGUGGCCGUUCUUGCCAUCAUUUCUCUUCUGUUGAUCUUAAUCCUUGCCGCCGGUGGCCUUUUGCUCUGGUGCCUCCUCUCAGUGUUGCGGUCGAACGAAGUACUGGCGACCAAGGCAUCGACGAACACCACGCCGCAGGCCUUGGACGCCAACAACGUCAAGGUCUGGUAUCCACUCGGCAUUGGCUCCCUUGGCGAGGUCUUCCGCGGCUGCUACAACGAUGGCGCCGUUGCCCUCACCCUUUUGCAGCUCUCGUCGACGUGCACUGGCCUGCGCAUGGAGCGGGCAAACCUAGGCCGCGGCUCAGGCAACUCGUCGCCCAGCUGCGUCCUCAACGCAUCUACUGGCUUUCUCACCGCCGAGCUUCCAGGGACCUCGAUGCUCGGCUCUAUCAAGACCAUGCAGCUGCCAAGGGUUGCCGUUACCGGCGACCCAAACUCGGCCAACGCCUCUCCGGAUGCUACUGUGCCAGAGAAGGCAGUGAGACGACAGACAUUAUUGCCGUCGUCGCUGUCAUCGUCGUCAUCGUCAUCGUCGUCGUCGUCGUCGUCGUCGUCAUCGCCCGCAGGAAGCAAUCACGAUGGGCAGCAACGUGUGGCAGCCGGAUCUGCGUCUGAGCAGUUUGAAGAUGGUGCGAGCGACGACGACUCGAUGGGUGCCCGCCGGCGUGAAAGGGUCGGCGAGUCUUCGCUUGCCACCUCUCGUCAGGGCUUGUUCGCUGGAUACGAUUCGAUGGAUGUCAUGUCUGUCGAUUUGAUGGCGACAAGCCUUCCGCCUGAGCCCAACACACAGUUUAUGACCGGAGGCAUCUCGCUGGUGACUGGAGACAACACCAAGUGGAUUCCGCUCGCACGGCUCACACCUUGCGUCACUGGUGAGUACCUUGUUUCGGAGCAGUUGCUGGCGAUGCAGACUGCUCUCUCUGUCUUGGAUCACCCGAACAUCAAUCGAUUUGUGGGUGUGGUCCUCUCACCACCGACACUCGUGACAGCGUACGUGCCCAAUGGACGGCUGUUUGACCUUCUCCAUGACAUCUCCAUUCCGUUGGAGCUUGGCAUUCGGCUGCGGUGGGCACACGGAGUGGCCUCCGGCCUCUCGUACCUGCACGAGCACGGCAUCGUGCAUUCCAACUUGAAGUCGACAUGCGUUCUGCUCUCGCCAGUAUGGGAGCCUGUCAUCACGGGAUUUGGCGUUGAUGGUCUCAUGGACGUGGUUGGUGACACGAUGACCACUUAUGUGGCGUCGACCGCGAGUCUGUACUGGUCUGCGCCCGAGGUACUGGCCAACAAGGCAAACGUGUCUACAGCCUCUAACGUCUUCUCACUCGGCGUCAUUCUGUGGGAGCUGCUCACUCGCGAGGACAUGUAUCCGAACGUGGCCCCGCAGACGGUUGCAGUUCGCGUUGUCGCCGGGGACCUACGCCUCGACACGUCGAUGCUAGUCCGAGCUGCGGCGGGCCCGUCGGGCGUGCUUCCGCGCAUAGGAUCGACGCUUGAGCCGGCAAGCCAGAGCUCAUUGUCGCUAACGCGCCUGCGGACCGCGGGAUCUGCGACUGGAGCCACGAGCCAGGGCGGCGAGCGAGGUGGUGGUGACGGCUUGCCGGACCACAAGUCGAUGGAGGCGUAUGCCACGCUGCUCACACAACUGUGGGCAGAGGAUACGCGAAUGCGACCUGCGCUGCCGGACGUGAUGGAGCGGCUGUCGUCGAUGGCCAUGUUCAACGUCUCACGGCCACCGGCGUUUGCCAGCCUUCGGCCGCGCGGUCGCGGCGUGGUUGUCAUUGCUCGGGUCAACUCGGUGGUGACAGGCAUGGCAACGGUCCCACAUUCGUUCUCGGCCGCUCUCAAGAUCUUCCACAAUCUCUGCCGUGCCGCAGCGGCGACCUGUUCCGGUGUGUGUGUCGAGCAGACCAUCGACUCGGUCACCAUCACGUUCCUGCAGCGGUCGACUGCGCUGCGCUUCUUUUCCAUGCUCCGCGACAAGCUGUACGCCACCAAAUGGCCGUCUGGAUUGCUCAAGUCGGAGCUUGGACGGCCGGUCAUUUCAGCAACCGGCCUCGUCAUCUCGCAGGGUCUGCAGGUUGACAUGGUCAUUGCUGCUGGGCGGCUGGUCUCGGUCAAGCAACCCGGAACGUGGCGCUGGAAGUGCGAGGGGCCCGCUAUGGACGUUGCGAUUGCGCUGCAAGCCCUGGUCUCGCCUGGCGGCUCGCUCGCGGUUGGUCUCGCCACCGACCCGAAUAUCAAAGGCUACAACGUCCGAGUGCUUCCGUCGCGAGACGUCUCGCCGGCCCUUCUCAACUGCCGCAUCGUGCAAAUCAUCAGCGAGCAUGUCGACAAGACGAGCGGAACGCCUGCCGCGGCCAUGUCUGGUAUGGUCAAGCUGGUCCACACUCCGAGGCUGACCUCGGCACAUAGCGUGGCGUUUGGCUCGCCAUCACCGCUGCCUCAGAUCACCACUGCACCCGCUCGUGUGCCUGCCUCGACCAUGUCUGCUCCCACGUCUUCCGGCCAUCCACCAUAUUUUGUUGAGGAAGAGGAGGAGGCUGAGGCAUGGUGGUCGUUCUACGAGGAGCAGGAACAAGAGGAGAAUGUGGCGGACGGGCGUCCACCCAGGGGCGGGUUCAAGGGCAAGGGCAAGGGCAAGAGCAAGAGCAAGAGCAAGGGCAAGGGUAAGGGUAAGGGCAAGGGCAAGGGCAAGGGCAAGGGCAAAGGCAAGGGCAAGGGCAAGGGCAAGGGCAAGGGCAAGGGCAAGGGCAAGGGCAAGGGCAAGGGCAAGAUAAGGUUGAAGGGCACGUUGCGACGUUCGACCUCGCUGGACACCUCGUACUCUACAUACUCGAGCUACACGUACUCGACGAGCUAUUUGGCGUAUUCGAGCUCGUAUAGGCGUGGCAGAUCGAGCGUGACGUACACAACGUCGCUUGAAGACUGUUCUUCAUCUGCCAAUGUGAACCAUCAUCCAGUGAUUUCGAUGCCAAGUGGGCACACGCCACAGCACUCUGUGCUGCACAAGAGCGUUUCGCUGGCACUUGUUGCUGACUCGGAUGCGGUGGUUCCCAAGGCUGCGCCGGCCAAGUUGUCGCGGGUCAAGGGCAAAGACAAGGGCAAAGACAAGGGCAAGGGCAAGGGCAAGGGCAAGGGCAAGCAGUUUCGCAAGCGCCGUGUGACGGACAUAUCGUACUACUAUGCUUCGUCGUACGUAUACUCAACAUACUCAUACUCGUCAUCAUCGUUGUCAUCGUCGUCGUCGUCAUCAUCGUCGUCGCUGUUUCGGCGGGCAGGCGAAGCGUCCGAGUUGGUGUCUUCCCGGAUGGUUGGCGACAUCCCCGCCUCGCAGGCCGUGGCUGCUCGAGCUGGCGACAUGUACGCCUCGCACGCAGUGACAGCCGGUGGAGGCGACAUCCACGCCUCGCAGGCCGUGGCUGCUCGAGCUGGCGACAUGUACGCCUCGCACGCAGUGACAGCCGGUGGAGGCGACAUCCACGCCUCGCAGGCCGUGGCUGCUCAAGCUGGCGACAUGUACGCCUCGCACGCAGUGACAGCCGGUGGAGGCGACAUCCACGCCUCGCGUCUCGCGCGCAGUGGUGGGCUCUUUGCAUCAGAAGCUACUGCUUCGGAAGACAAUCUGUCGGAGCAAACGUUUCUCUCCCGCCGGGCCGAUGCGCCCCCGGCGUCGCUUGCGUUGUCGAUGGUGUGCUCGCCAACAGCAACUGCGCCGCUGUUCCAGUCGGGUCUGAACAUUCAGCUGACAUCGAUCCACGCCUCGCAAGUGGGCGCGAGUGGACCGCUUGAGUCUGGAGAGUCGAGCGAGGGACACCACAACUUGCUGAUGCAAAGCUCCAAGGCGUCGUCGGACGUGGCGGCAUCGCAGCAAUCAUUCGGUCACGCUGCGAGUGUGACGGCGUCACCAAAGCCGCGGCUUGCGUCGGUGGAGCUAUCAGUCUUUCGUGCGCUCGGCAUUUCCGGCAUAGGCAUUCCCUCGUCGGGCAUCGCGUCGUCUCCGGUCAUGGGAGCGUCACCCAAGUCUGGGCUCCACUUUGAUCGUCUGGCUGCAGCUGGGGUUGAGGGCCACGACGGGCUGCCGUCGAUCAUGAUUCCUGAUGCUUCGGUGUCAAUGACUGGGUCAGUCACCGAGCAUGGCAAGUCGGACGACGUGGCUGAAGUAGUCAAGUCCAGGUCUGGCGAGAUGAGGGGCGGCUGUCUGCCGUCGGACUCAACGGCCUCAGUUGCGACAGUCUCGGGCCAGUCAGGCGACUCACAGACGUGCCGGUUGGAGCGUGUGCCCGAAGGGGGCGUGUUCUCAUCGUCCGGGCCGCGCGCGCCGAUCGUGUCCAACAAGUCGAUGCGGUGGCUCAUUCCGAUGCGUAAGGUGGAAGCCAUGCUACGCGAUCGGCCUCACCAGUGGCCGAACCUGACGCUGGUCUCGUCAUCGCCGCUGGGUACCUUUCUGGUUCGGCGCCACUUUCGCGACUUUAUGCCUGUGCGACUUGCGAUCAACGCGUCGGCAGACGUGGUGCGGCUCAAGAUGCUACGGUCGCGGCUCGAGCUGCCUAAAGUGGUCGGCGUUACGCUCGCGAGCUCGUUCAUCUUUGUCAUUUACCGGGUCAAGCAGCCGUCGACCGUCUACGCGCUGAAGGAGUGCUGCUUCUGUGGCCGGUGCAGAGGCGAGAAGCAGAUUCGCGAGGUCGCCUCAGGUGACUCGGUGUCGAGGAGGCAGGCCAACUUUGUGCGGAGCCACCCCCUGCUACGUCCAGAUGGCGCCAACCACGCUGAAGGCGAUAUGGCCAACUCGAUGAGCUCGUUGCCGUCUGACGAUGUCUCAACAAGGUCGCUGCCCAAGAACAAGCUGGUCUGUCUCAAUACGGUCCAACGCCGGCGAGUGGCGCUCACGGUAGUUUCUGCUCUUCUCCAUUUGCACCAGUCGGGCACAAUCCACGGCGCCCUGGGCAUGUCAGCUAUUGGCUACUGUGUGCGGACCGGUCUCGCGGUCGUCAUCGACUACGGUCUGCCGUCGCUCUUGCAGACGCUGGCAUCAACAGCGUCCAUCGGCAACGCACCGAUCCUGGCACCUGAGGUUCUCAACGGUGGCGACUUUACCAAGGCUGCCGACAUCUACUCGCUCGCCAUGGUUCUGUACGAGAUCCUUAUGGGCGAGCCGCCGUACCCAGAGCACACUGCGAUCGAGCGGGCACUCGCGCUCUCUUCGACGCCGAUGGUCGAGUCGUUGGCCAUGAAGUCCGUCCUCGUCAAACCGCUGCGACAACUGCUGGGCAAAUGCUGGGACAUGCGGCCGAAGAAGCGCCCAUCAGUCCAGCAGAUCUACAAGUCGCUCACCAAGCUCAACGUCUGGUUCAAGUGAUAGCUGCACUCGGCCUGAUCGAGUUCCAAGCAGGAGCCGUAGCCGUAGCCGGAGCCGUAGCCGUAGCCGAAGCCGCUUCCAGCCGUAGUCACCCAAACACACCCACCUCCACCACC
Thecamonas trahens ATCC 50062 is the source of this 7202-nucleotide messenger RNA. Its product is annotated as TKL protein kinase. Gene Ontology annotation, molecular function: ATP binding; protein kinase activity. The record is from RefSeq and is a predicted model, not a curated record. Gene Ontology annotation, biological process: protein phosphorylation; signal transduction. NCBI's taxonomy places the organism in Eukaryota, Apusomonadida, Apusomonadidae. Gene Ontology annotation, cellular component: cytoplasm. The transcript has a single exon. The coding region runs from base 79 to 7086 and encodes 2335 amino acids.